CGAGCGAUCUGAUUGGUUGUAGGAGUGAUCUAUGUGCAGCAGGCGGCGGUAGUGCGACACUCAGGAGGUUCAGCUGCCAUUAAACCGCCGAAGAAGAAGAAGAAGAAGGAAAAAGAAGAAGGAGGGUCGUUAACGAUGGCAGCAGCUACCUCAGAGCUACGGGUGGAUCACCUGCCUUCAGACCCGCUGCUGCACAUUUUAUCCUUCCUGGGCUUCAGGGACCUGAUCCAUUGUAGUUAUGCGAGCAGGAGGUUGAAUGAACUCUCCAAACACAACCCGCUGUGGAAAUCCCUCUGCUCCAAACACUGGCUGCUGACAGAUGCGGACCGGCUGCAGAGCGGCGUGUCCUGGUACUGUCUCUUUAAACAGUACUACAGGGACCUGGGCCGCUACAUCCAGUACUACCCGGUGCUGAAGAGAGCCUGGGAGCAGCUGAAGAGCUUCCUGCAGCAGAGGUGUCCACGCAUGAUCGCAUCGCUCAAAGAGGGCGCCACAGAGGUGGAGCUUAACGACAUCGAGGCUCAGAUUGGCUGCAGACUUCCAGACGACUACCGCUGCUCGUACCGCAUCCACAACGGACAGAAGCUGGUCAUCCCAGGGCUGAUGGGCAGCAUGUCCCUGUCCAACCACUACCGGUCGGAGGUGCUGCUGGACGUGGAGACGGCGGCCGGAGGUUUCCAGCAGAGGAAGGGGAUGAGACGCUGCCUCCCGCUCACCUUCUGCUUCCACACCGGACUCAGCCAGUACAUGGCUCUGGAGCCCGCGGAGGGACGCAGGAUGUUCGAGAGCUUCUACCCCUGCCCCGAUCAGACGGCUCAGGAUCCUUCAGCCAUCGACAUGUUCAUCACAGGUUCCUGUUUCCUGGAGUGGUUCACCACUUACGUCCACAACGUCGUCACAGGAGAAUAUCCAAUCAUCAGAGACCAGAUCUUCAGGUAUGUGCAUGAUAAAGGUUGCGUGGCGACCACCGACGACAUCACCGUCUCUGUUUCUACCUCCUUCCUGCCAGAACUUUCCUCCGUCCAUCCUCCGCACUUCUUCUUCACCUACCGCAUCAGAAUAGAGAUGUCGAGCGGCGCCUCGCCUGAAGCUGCCUGUCAGCUCGACAGCCGCUACUGGAAAAUCACCACCUCCGACGGCAACGUGGAGGAAGUUCAGGGACCCGGCGUGGUCGGAGAGUUUCCGGUCAUGACACCCGGAAAGGUCCACGAGUACUCCAGCUGCACCACCUUCUCCACCCCGUCUGAGUACAUGGAGGGGCACUACACCUUCCACAGGCUCGCCAAUAAAGAAGAAGUUUUCCACGUGGCCAUCCCCCGUUUCCACAUGGUCUGCCCCCCCUUCAGAGAGCCAGUGGUCCGAACGCAGAAAGCAUCGACCAGUUUCACGCCUCGCCUCGACGACCACGACGACGACGGCGAGUACUGCGACGGAGAUGGAGACGACUUCGGCGACCUGAGAGGAAUCAACAUGGCCGCGCUGGAGGGAGCGUGGUGCCCCCGACACAUCUGACCCCUGACCCCCUCCCCCCACACACACACACACACACACACACACACACACACUACAGUGUUAAUGGACUGUCAGUUAUUCAGAUCUGAUUGAUGACACUAUAACCCCCUGGAUGACCUGAAUGGCUGACAGACAGCAGGGGAUUCUGGGACAGAGCCAUACAAGGGACAGGAUCACGUCGACUUCCAGCUGUCAGUCAAGACGAAUGAAACAAAAAAUGCGAAUGAGUUGCAGUUUUUUUUAGUUUUCUUCUUCUUCUCGUGUUUAAACUUUUCUCAUGAUGAUAUGAAAGUGUCGGAUAAGCUCGGACAAGAAGGGGCGGGGCGGCGACGUCACCGCCGCCUCCUCCGCUUAAAGUGUUACCGCUGUUCUUCGUGAUGACGAGGACGAGCUGCAACUCCCAGUUUAGAGGUAGAAGAAUCAGAUUUGUGCCGACUGAUGCACCAAUCAGGAGCGAGCUGGAGAUUUGUUGUUGGUUCCUCCGUCAGAAGAUUUGAGGUUCUAUAUAAUAAUCAUAGAGGCCUUUUCCACUGCAGGAACCUAACACAGGUUCUUGUACGUUACGUUUCAUAUUAAAGGGGAAACUCAGUUAGUGGCUGUAGCUUUAUAUUUCCUGCACAGUGGGACUGAUCACUUCUUCACGUUUAGGAACAAAUGUGCAACAAGAUUCAUCAGUUUAUCAUCGGACACGACAAAGAAAAGCACUGAUGAUUCAUUUUCUGUUGAUCCACUAAUGGUUUCAGUUCGGGUCAUAUAACGGCGUCUCUUUACGCCUGGCGGGCUGUUGACGAGCGCCUCACCUGGGCCGCGGCGGCAGGUGAGGCCUCGGGUGAGUUGUGGCUCUUCUGUCCGUCUCCGUUUGUAUUGAUGAGCUGCGUUUACUGACCAGUAGGUGAAGCUGCAGCGCCCUCUGCAGGACCACAGGGCAAACUACCUGAGACACUACAGCUGGUUAGUGAAGCUUGGCGAACACUGACAACAGAUCACACACACACUGAUUAUCAGUUACAGAUAUUAUUAGACAUAUAAGCUAGUUUUCUUUUUUCUCACGCAGCGUCACAUGAAAGGUGACAGCUGCUCUGCUGAUUGGUAGAGAGUGAGGACACAGGCGUGAGACGGACGACAGAUGAAGAUGAUGGUUUUAUCCACUGAGACAGGGACGAAAUGUCCAGCUUCACUUUUCAAGAAACUAUAAUCUCUCUCCAGCGUCAGUCCACACAGUCAGACCGACUCAUCCAUGAAGGUUAUUGUGGCCGUGGAUUCUACAUGAUCUUCACCUUCUGUGUGUUUUUUGAGUAAGAAAAUCAUUUAAUCCGUUAUUUAAUUAAGCCGAUGCCUGGCUGCAGCUCGUGCAGGUGGAUGCAGGUGGAUGCAGGUGCGGCGGUAAAGUGGCGGUUGCUGCCUCCAUGUUACUUUAAGUUCCUGCAGUGGAAGAAAAGGCUAAAAGUUGGUUUUUGAAUCAUGUGUCCUCGUUGCUUCAGAGCUUUUUUUUUUUCUUUUUUUCUGAGUGACAGACAUAGUGUGAAUAUCAGGAACAAACUUUGAUCAGGAGAAGAAGAGGUGAUGUCUCGUGCUCAGUGCUUCACGUUGUUUCCUUAAACUUGAGUUUAUCACAUAAAGUAUUUUUUCUUUUGGAAGCGGCUCCCCUCGUCAGGACGAGCCGUCACUCUCUGAUGUGGUUGCUGGGUUUGUUUUUCUAUGUUUUGGCUAAAUAAAUAAGAAAUACUCGUG
Seriola aureovittata is the source of this 3243-nucleotide messenger RNA. RefSeq names its product F-box protein 3 (gene fbxo3). Gene Ontology annotation, molecular function: protein binding. The transcript has 12 exons. Bases 136 to 1512 code for a protein of 458 amino acids. The record is from RefSeq and is a predicted model, not a curated record. NCBI's taxonomy places the organism in Eukaryota, Metazoa, Chordata, Actinopteri, Carangiformes, Carangidae.